UAACAAUAUUAACCACAAUUUUCAAAGAGAUAUUACCUAAAGAGACAAAAAGAAGCAAUGAAACACCACCAGCUGAGUUCGUCAUCUUCUUCAAUGAAAUCGACCACCAUUACCAUGGAAGAUGAUGUCCGUACCGAAACCCGAGACAGCUGCUACUUCCCUGGUUGCAGAAAAGACGCCAAUUGCAAGUGCGAAAUCUGUUUGGCCAGCAUCAAUGCCACUCUCGAUCUCAUGCCCUUCAGCGUUCAAAAGAGUUCAUUCACUAAACUCUCUGCUUCCAAGCCUAAAUACGCAAACCACUCUCCCAUCUCUUUCGAUCCUUCCAUUACAUCCACACCCACAUCGAGUUCUUGUUGCUUGGUGGAAUCUCCGGCUCUUAAAUCAACUGCCAGAUUAAACUUGAGAGAAAACAAGGAGAAAAAGAAGAAGAAAGAGGAGGGGAAAAAAGGUGGUUUCCAAAGUGUAUUUUGGAAGUUAUUAAUGGGUUUGAAUUUGGUUUUCGUAAUGGAGGUUGGGUUUUCUUGGGGUGUAGGUGGGUUUUUGAAGCCUGUUUUGACAAGCGAUGUUGCGAGAAGCAUUGGUGAAAGGGCUUCAAUUAUGCAAGAUUUGAAUGGAAAAUUGAGGAUCUUGCAAAAUGAGUUGAAAGGAUUUCAUAAUCUCAAGGUUUCUAAUUGCAGCAAUACGGAUUCCGUAUGGGAAAUUGAUCAGGGUAGUUUGCUUCUAAAUUCGCGUUGUUUGUUGUAUAAAUCGGCAAUGGAAGAGGUCAAGAUUUGGGGGUGGCCUUUGCAAACUGCUGGAUUGCUUACUACUGGGUUUUCUUCCAAAUCAUUUACUAUCUUAUCUGGCAGAGUAACUGAAUGGUCCAAUGGAAGGAAUGGAUUUAUUAUAACAAGAAAGGCAAAUGCAUCAUGGGUACAAAGCAAAUGGGGUGCCUCCGUAAUACAAAUGGAUCCCAACACAUGGAUCUUUGAGUAUCGAAGGAGCUGGAUAUUGGACAACCCCAGAUUAAUUUCAGCAACACUGCUGGAGCUGUUGAAAGAUAGGUUGACAAAAAUGGUGAAAAAGAUGAGUGAAGAAUUUUUGCUCUUCUUUGUUUUUGAUAUCCAAUUCAUUGAAUUUUCGAGAAAUGAAGAUCAACUUAUGAUCCCAACUUGAAAGAGGGCUAAUUCUGGAUUUCAGUUAUCCACUUCUCAUUCCUUAUGAGCAGCUUUUUAUUAGUUUCAUUUUUCCUCCAAAUUUCUUUACGUGAAUUUGGUUCUGUUUAUGACUAGAUACUUGAAUCAUUGUGUGAUUGAUGGUUCAUUAAGAUGCUAGAAAAUACGAUCAUCAUCAGUAUUGGCCAGAA
Molecule: messenger RNA, 1345 nt
Organism: Gossypium raimondii (Peruvian cotton)
Lineage: Eukaryota; Viridiplantae; Streptophyta; Magnoliopsida; Malvales; Malvaceae
Exons: 3
Coding region: 58-1155 (365 amino acids)
Cellular component (GO): endoplasmic reticulum
Source: RefSeq, a predicted model, not a curated record